UCUUGCGCACAUCGCGGACGCGCUCAAUCCGAUUCUCGCAGUGAGGAACUCGUAAACUUUACCAAACUAUCAUAAAAUUACCAAUAAAACAAAAAAAAGUGAAAUAACUUAAAUUAAAAAAAUAAUAAUUUUAAAUAAAAUUAGUGAGUGUUUUACUAAAAAUAAAAAUAUUUAAAAAAAUAAUUAGUGUAGAGUAUAGAUUUUCACGCGAGUCAUAAAUAAAGUUUGAAAAAAAACCUCGGCGACAGUUUGGCACCAGUCAUAGAAUGAAGGUCGCAUCCUGGCUGGACGCCAGGACUUUUCUCUGCCAAUGCCAUCGUCAUUCCACGGCCAUUGCAUGCAUGACCCAAGACAGACGCCUCUCUGUCUACGAAAACUAUAAAAUAAAUUUAUAUACCAACUAAACAUCAAAAAAACUUCAAAAAAACACAAAAAAAACAUUUUUUUUAAUUUCAAAAAGUGUGAAUAUGAACGAAAGCGAUUUCAACUUCAACAUCAUGUCGAACUUGACCGUCUGCGACCACACUUCACCGGAUUACGACGUAUGGCUAUGCCUGCAGAUAGAAAUGGGCCCACAAACACUCAGCCUGCAAACGGCCGUCCCGCUAACAAUUCUCAACGUAAUCAUCUUUGUCACCGGCCUGGUGGGCAACAUCUCCGUAUGCUUGGUCAUCGUCAAGCACUCCAAUCUGCACACGGUCACUAAUUACUAUCUCUUCAAUCUGGCGAUCUCAGAUUUAACUCUAUUAAUUUUUGGGCUGCCAUACGACGUGGCUGUCUAUUGGCAUCAAUAUCCCUGGGUGCUCGGCAACGCGUUCUGCAAGUUUCGCGCAUUGUUAUCCGAAUGGGCGUCUUACGUCUCCGUGCUGACAAUUGUCGCCUUCUCGACGGAGCGCUACUUCUCCAUUUGCUAUCCGCUCUAUCUGUACAAGAUGGGCGGGUUGCAGCGCGCCAUUAGGAUAAUUAGUGGCAUUUGGUUUCUUAGCUUCUUUGCAGCGUUGCCAUUUUCUUUUUAUACCAGAGUGGAAUAUAUACAAAUCAACAAUUAUUUUAUCGAGGAAUCUGCAUUUUGUGGCAUGUUGAGCCAUCCACCGAUUCCACUCGCCGCCCUCAGCACGAUCAUCUUCUUCCUCAUCCCGAUGGUGAUCAUCAUCUUCGAGUACUCGAUGAUGGGCUAUAAAAUCGCACAUCGCUCUAAUUUGCAGUUCGGUGAUAUUCGCAACGUGAACAACGUGCACCGCGACCGCACGCGUGCGCAAAGCCAUAAAGCCAUCGUCCGCAUGUUGGCCGUCGUCGUGGUGGCGUUUUUCAUCUGCUGGGCGCCAUUCCACGCACAACGCCUCAACUACAAAUACGGCAUGGGCUCACCAUACUUCAGCAUUAUCAAUGAAUGGAUGUACUUUAUCACCGGCCUCCUCUACUACUUCUCAUCAACACUCAAUCCCAUCCUGUACAACGUGAUGUCGAAUCGUUAUCGGUGCGCGUUUCGCGAGAUUCUCUGCGGCGCUGCGCCCAGCACCAAUAACUCAGUAGUGCGCAACUCGACAAUUCGCGAAACACGAUUGCCUUCGGGCAACAUGACUGAACGUCUUAGUACGACAACCAGCCGCAAUGGACAUGCAAAUAAUGUCGCUACAAAAGAAGAUGACCCGAUGGUGGUGCAAAACCGAGAGAUUAAACUCGGUAAGAACACGCAGCUCAUUUGCGAAUUGAAUUAUUCGGUGAUUAAGCCAAACAGCGAGACGUGCAUAUAGGAGAAGAUCUGCAUGGUCGAGCUCGUCAUCAAAUAAUGGACAAUAAUCACGUGCGCCAUUUGCAAUGAACACACAGCUCAACCAUUCGCAAUCAACUUUUAUUCAGGCUAAAACAUUCCGGACGUGUUUCAUUUAAUUUCAAACUUUCAGCCAUGCAGAACGCAAGGAAAUUGAAUUAAAUAUCAAUCACUACUACUGCAUUCCAUUAUAUAUUGUGAAUUGUGACUGAAAUUGAAUAAUACACACCCAGAUGGCGCUAGUAUUCAAUACAUACACUGUGUUGCCAUCUUGUAAUCGAAAUUUUCAUUAGAAUUUCAUGUUUCACGUCGGAUUAAAUAUCCUACACACAUUUUUGCUUUUCUGACGGUUUUAAUGCAUAAAAUUUCUCAACGCAACUAUUUCUUAUCAAAAUAACUAAAAUUUGGUGUUUUUUUUGGGGGGGGUAAAACCCGCCGAUAUUUACCCGGCGGAGUUUGUGUAGCACUGAUUUAACAUUGAUGGAACGAUCUGGCUUAAACGAAAAAUGUGAUGAAAGCAAAACACACAAUGAAGAAUUUAUUUAUGAAACUUCAUAAAAACUGAUGUGCGCGAUUUAAAUAAGCUUCGAAUGCUUUUCAUGCACAAUACGCAAACAAAACGGAUGAUGUUAAAUAAGCAGCCAACGCAUUAAAAUGUAUUCUAGUGAAAUAUUUCAAAGAACAAAGUAAAACAUAAAAAAAACAUGAAAAAACUCACAUUUAUUAAAAUAAUGAUUGAUUACGACUGUUUUUCCAGUGAUUUGGUUGCUGAUUAUGCGCACAGUGAAUGUAUAAAUGUAAAAAAUAUAAUUUCGUAUUAAAUUAAUUAAAAUACAUUAAGUCUGGCUGUGAUACGAAGCGAAGAUGGAAGAAAACGUUGCACGCGCACUCCGAUACUUAAUAAUACAAUUAAUCCAGCGAAAUUUGUUGUAAAACAAGCGAAAUUUACCCAAAGUUGCUCACGAUUAAUUUAUCCGAUGGCUAAAAAUUGACCCGUGCAGCGUUUGUGAAGGCAAAACCUAAUUAAUUUCGACGUAAUUUGUAUUUUUUGUUAUUGCGUUCCUUGCCCCCUAGGGGGCGCGAGGUCGACGGGUCGAAGAAACCGGGUAACUUUUAAUGAAUAAUUAUCGACGUCAAAAUACAACACCUCGGAUCACAAACAAGCCCGCAAGAUGCCCGAAAGCUUGUGAGAAAGAGACGAAAAAAACUGACAAUGAAUUUCAGCUUCUUUUGUAUUUUGCUUAAUUACUUUAAUCAAGUAAAAACCCGCAAACAUCAAAAAGUCCCAAAAUUCAUUCAGGUGUAAUUAAACAAAUCGUUUAUUUAAAUUAAUUACGACGUCAUUCAAUGUCGUGUCGUUGUAUGAUGAUGUAUAAUUAAUGUUCCAACAUGUUUUUUACAUAAAUAUAAAUAUUCGCUAAAUCUACUUAAAA
Molecule: messenger RNA, 3204 nt
Organism: Dalotia coriaria
Lineage: Eukaryota; Metazoa; Arthropoda; Insecta; Coleoptera; Staphylinidae
Gene: CAPAr
Product: Capability receptor
Exons: 5
Coding region: 468-1754 (428 amino acids)
Biological process (GO): neuropeptide signaling pathway
Cellular component (GO): plasma membrane
Molecular function (GO): neuromedin U receptor activity
Source: RefSeq, a predicted model, not a curated record